Molecule: messenger RNA, 992 nt
Organism: Penaeus indicus
Lineage: Eukaryota; Metazoa; Arthropoda; Malacostraca; Decapoda; Penaeidae
Product: heme-binding protein 1-like
Exons: 7
Coding region: 1-720 (239 amino acids)
Source: RefSeq, a predicted model, not a curated record
AUGCAUUUUAGGUACAUCUGCCCCAGCUUAGGAACCCCUUUAUUAGAAGAACAGGAAACACCAUCAAAGACACAGUCACUGUGCCCAUUAUUCGUGGGCAUGUUUGACGUAUGUACCUGCUGGAGCUAUCGCCAGGGUGAGGGGCCUUUCCCGUCUUGGAGCUCCUGGGAUGUGAGAAACUUCCUGUCCAGAAAGCAAGAGGAAGCCACAGCUAGCAAUGUCGUCGAACAUGAGGGGUACGAGGAGAGGACGUACCCCGCCCGGAAGUGGGUCUGCACCAGCGACACGGGCGACUCCGAGGACGAAAAUGGCCGAGACAGAGCCAUGUUCAAGAGGCUGUACAAAUACAUCAGAGGCAACAACAACAUGCACAAGAGACUGGCCAUGGCGGCGCCCGUGACGACCGAGGUUGCGACGGGCGAUGCGACCAACACUUAUGAGAUGUGCUUCUACCUAGGCGAGGAUCACCAGGCCAGCCCGCCCGCGCCCAACGAUCAGCUGGUCACCAUCCAGGACCGCCCGCAGAUCACUGUGUUCACCAGGACUGUCGGCGGAUACAUGCGGGACGACGAGGACUGGCUGACGGAGGCCGCCCGACUCGCCCAGAUCCUGGAGGCCGGCGGGGAGACCUUUUCCCUUGACAGUAUGUACUGGGUUGGCUACGACGCCCCCUUCAAGUUCUGGCACCGCCGGAACGAGGUCUGGCUCCUGAAGAACUAAGGAGAUGGGGGCAUCGAGCUCGCACUUUCACGGGGCACGAGCGCGUCACCAAGGGCAGGAUGAAGGCAUCGAAUACUCAAGGAAGAACCUUCAUUUUACUCAGAUCAUGUUUUGUAACCAAAUUAAUUCCUGACUGUACUCUUGCACCUGAGGUGUCUUGAAAUAUUACUCAACACGCUUGCUACUAUGACAUGAAUAUCUUUUGCGUGCCUUCUUUUAUUAGUUGUGAAAGCAGUCAUAAUUAUGUAAUUGCAGUUUAACGUGCGUGUAUA